GCGCACGCGCAUCCCAGAAGGAGGGGGAACCAGCCGCACAGACAGCGCGGUCGGGUUGUGGGGCUGCUGGCCGGAGGAUCCGGCAACUCCUUGGGCGUGGAGCUUGAGGCGUUUCGGGAGCCGAGCGGUUCCCGCUGGGUGCGAAAGGGUUCGGUGACCAGGCAAACGUCCUCAGCCAUAAGAAAAAGUGGAAAUUGCUUCUGCUUAUACUGAAGUAUAAGAGACUUCCCUCACUGCAAAGCAUGGCACUGCCAUUCCGGAAGGACUUAGAGAAGUACAAGGAGCUGGAUGAGGAUGAGCUUCUUGGGAAUCUGUCAGAGAUAGAGCUGAAACAGCUGGAAACUGUUCUGGAUGAUCUUGACCCUGAGAAUGCCCUUCUGCCUGCAGGGUUCCGGCAGAAGAACCAAACAUCAAAGUCCUCUACAGGGCCCUUUGAUAGAGAACGUCUCCUUUCUUAUCUAGAGAAGGAAGCAUUGGAGCAUAAGGACCGGGAAGACUAUGUACCCUACACUGGAGAGAAAAAAGGGAAAAUAUUUAUCCCCAAACAGAAACCUGUGCAGACUUUUACAGAAGAAAAUAUAUCCCUUGAUCCAGAAUUAGAAGAAGCUUUGACAAGUGCUUCUGAAACGGAAUUGCAUGACCUUGCAGCUAUUCUUGGGAUGCACAGUUUGAUAACCAGUACACAGUUCUGUGAUGUGGUGGGGAGUAGUAAUGGUAUUGACCAAGAACAUUUUUCAAAUGUGGUGAAAGGUGAAAAGAUUCUUCCAGUAUUUGAUGAGCCACCAAAUCCAACCAAUGUUGAAGAGAGUUUAAAGAGAAUUAAAGAAAAUGAUGCCCAUCUUGUUGAAGUUAAUUUGAAUAAUAUAAAAAACAUCCCAAUUCCAACCCUAAAAGAUUUUGCAAAGACUUUGGAGACCAACACACACGUGAAAUAUUUCAGUCUUGCAGCCACCCGGAGCAAUGACCCUGUUGCUGUUGCUUUUGCAGAUAUGCUGAAAGUGAACAAAACUUUGAAGAGCUUGAAUAUGGAGUCCAACUUCAUUACAGGAGCUGGGAUUUUAGCAUUGCUUGAUGCUUUGAGAGAUAAUGAGACUUUGACAGAGCUCAAGAUUGACAAUCAGAGGCAGCAGUUGGGAACAGCUGUAGAAUUAGAAAUGGCCAAGAUGCUUGAGGAAAAUACAAAUAUCCUUAAAUUUGGAUAUCAGUUUACCCAGCAGGGACCUCGGACCAGGGCAGCCAAUGCCAUAACGAAAAACAAUGACUUAGUGCGCAAGAGGCGAGUUGAAGGGGACCACCAGUAAGCAUUCCAAGGUAUAAUCUUUGGAAGACUUCAGAAAAUCACCAAGGGCUCCUGUUGGUGGCAUCAUAUGUAAAAAUUUCCUGGGUAGAAGGGAAAAGACUGGAAACCUUUUUUUAACUAUAUGUAUAAUUUUCCUAGUUUAAGGUAUUAUCUGUUUCAAUUUGUAAAAUCAGGAAUAAGUAUUUUAUAUUUUGAAGCAUUCCUACUGAAAUUGGUUUUGAUUUAGCAUAAUUGAAUGGUUUAUAAUGAGUUUUAGACAAAAAAAAUUUAUAAUUGAAAAAAGUUUGAGAAGCCAUGUAUGUAGAAAACUUUGAGCAUCUUGAGGACCAAUCUUUUUAAAUCAAAAGAGGAUGUUGCUGACUCAGUUGCUGUUGCCUCUUGUAUAUGUGGUGAGGUCCAUGGAGGCUUUCUUUGUUGCACAACCUAAAGCAGUUUCCUUUUUAAAAAUGCACAGAUUUAACAAGAGUUUGCUUUUUCCUUAUCAAGGAAAUAAAAUGCCAGAAUUUUAACAGCUGACUCAAAAUCUGAUGUAUCUGUAUAAGCCAAAGCCGGUCUCCAGGGAGACAAAACAGUUCUCUGUGCAGUGCAGGUUGUUGCGCUGACUGAUGGGUCUCAGCUAUACUGAGUUGGUUUUUUUGGUUUUCUUUGUAAUAGUUCCCAGCUCUGCCCUGUUGCAUACCUUGUUUAAAAUAUAGUUAUAUCUAAGAUUAUUACAGGUUUUCAUCUUACAACAGGAGUCAAAUUUUUGUUAAAGCUAACAGUAAAAAGCUUCAGGGAAGUUGUUUUCUUGCCCACGAAAUUCUAUCAGCUAAUACUCAGUUAUUUAGAGUAUUUUAAAAAAAAAGAAAGAAAGAAAGCUGUUGUCAAGCACAUAAUAGGUUGGAGUUCAAGCAUGAGAAACUUGCAAAAUGGCCAUUAAGUGACGAGCACUGCGGGUUAGAAACUGGAGCAUGAGUCAGACAUGGUGGCACACACUUGUACUCCUAGCCCUUGGAAGGCUGAGACAGGAAGGUUGCCAGGUAUUCAAGGCCACAUACAUAAUGAGUUCCAGGCUAGCCUGGGCUACAAGUGAGACCCUGUCUCAAAAAUCAAAAAACAAAAAGAAAAGAAAGGAAGGAAGAAACUGCAGUGUGGUAAGAAGCUCUCUAUAGUUCCAUGUAUACAGUGCAGAAUUGUAUGAACAAUAUUUAAUCCCUACCACAUAUUGUCCAGCCAAUCACAAAAACUGCUAUUCUCCAGAAAUCCAACUUUAAUACAUGAUUUCUUUAAUCUUGUACUUUUUAAAUCCAUAUUGUGUAAAAAUAAUUUCUGUAGCAAAAGUGGUCUUUAUUUCCCAGGUACUAAGAGGGAACACUUGAGCAAUGUACUGUGGCAGUAGGGGAGAGUGAGGCUGUGCACUGAAGAGCACUAGAGGAUGUGGGCUUCUAUCUGUGCCCUGUCGUAGGGCAGCUCCUCUGGGAGUGGCAGAGAUUCACAGCCACAGAUGAUCAAAAGAAGAGUAGCCUAGCUCAGAAGGUCAGGCCUGGCUGUGUCCUUUACAGGAAGGUAUGUCCACAUAGCAGCAAGGUGGCUUACUGUUGAUUUUAAAAAGAAAAAGACCUUUGAAAUAGAAUUGCAAAAGAUUUGCUACUUUGAUGUUAGCUAGACAGUUUAGUUUUUACAAUUCACUUACUAUUUAUCAAAGUAGGAACAAGGAGAGUGUUUUGCUUACAGCAUUCUAGUUCUGUUCUACAAUACAUUAUAUAACUGAAGAAAAGAUUCCUUUAUAAGUAACUUGAGUGUGAACACUCAUCCAAUUGAAUAGAUAAAAUCUUUUAGGAAUUAUAAUGGAGAGCAGUGUUUACUUUGAUCUUUAAAAAUCUGGCACCUCUUAAAUUUUUAGUAAUUUUCAAUAUUUUAAAAUUGCUCUGAGAUUUUUAUACUAGAGUAAUAAAGAUUCUGAAAGUUUUAAUUUUUAAGCCAGAUUUUUCUAAAACCUUAAGUUGUAUAGCUGAAUCAGUUUAAACUUAACUAGUUAGCUAAGAGAAUAUUAUUCACAUUUUUAAAUGGAUGUUUUUAAAAGCUUUUAAUGCCCAUUUUGUAAAAUUGAAUGUUCAUAUUGUAUUAAAAUUACAAUUUUUCAGUAUGUCUACAUGAAAUUAUAUAUAUUAAAGGUUCAAGCUGGGUGUAGUGGCACAAGCCUUUAAUCCCAGCACUUGGGAGGCAGAGGCAGGUGGAUCUUUGUGAGUUCAAGGCAGCCUGGGCUACAAAGUGAGUUCUACAGGAAGACCCUGUCUCAAAAAGACCAAAAAAAAUUCAAUAUUAGUGGCUAAUAGUAAUAUGUUGAAAAUGGACUUGGUGCUAUACACUUGCCACUUAAGCCUACUAAAAGUUUAAAGAAUAACUAAAAUACAUUUUCUAAUGGUGCCUGUCAUUUAAAAGACCAAAUAAACUUCGUGCUGCAUAUAUUAGCAGAUUGUUGGCCAUUUCAGGCAGUUUUCUUGAUCAUUAAAUGCACAUUCUUGCUGAGUAAUGUAGCCCACACUCUUGCUUUGUGCAAGAAGAGGUGGCACUCCUAAAAAGUUGCUUGUAAAUAGAAUUUUGAGAGUUGUUUUCCAGCUGGUAACCCUCUGGUGUGUUUUCCUUUGAAGGAAGGAUCCAUGCUAUAAUAAAAUUAUAAAAGGAA
This is a messenger RNA of Nannospalax galili (Upper Galilee mountains blind mole rat), 3965 nucleotides long. It is a transcript of the gene Tmod3, whose product is annotated as tropomodulin 3. NCBI's taxonomy places the organism in Eukaryota, Metazoa, Chordata, Mammalia, Rodentia, Spalacidae. Gene Ontology annotation, cellular component: striated muscle thin filament; myofibril. The transcript has 10 exons. The record is from RefSeq and is a predicted model, not a curated record. Gene Ontology annotation, molecular function: tropomyosin binding. Gene Ontology annotation, biological process: myofibril assembly; pointed-end actin filament capping; muscle contraction. The coding region runs from base 243 to 1301 and encodes 352 amino acids.